CACAUCAGUCUUUCACACGCCUUCACUGAGAAAGAGGCCCGAGAACUGUUUUGGCAGGUCGUCUGUGCUAUCGACUACUGUCACAAGUCGGGCAUUGUGCAUCGCGACUUGAAAGCUGAGAAUCUCCUUAUUGACGCUGACUUCAAAAUAAAGGUUGCGGACUUUGGAUUCAGCAAUUUCUUUCACGCCGACCAGCUUCUGACAACCCAUUGUGGAAGUCCCCAGUAUGCUGCACCCGAACUUUUUAAGGGCGAACCGUAUGACGGGCCACUGGUGGACGUCUGGAGCCUUGGCGUCAUCUUGUACAUUCUUGUGUGUGGAUCCUUCCCUUUUCCCGGCGAGUCCCUGGGUGACAUCCGCAGUCAGGUUCUGCGCGGCCUUGUACGCUUUCCCUUCUUCCUCUCAACGGCCUGUGAACAGGUGAUACGCGGCAUGCUGCAGGUGGAUCCGGUGUUCGUGCAGUUUAAGAGCGCAGCACAUAAACUGUGUCCUGAUGCACGGGGAAUGCCGCGCCCGUCUACUGGCUUCCGGGAUUUCAUACAGACGCGUUCACGCAUCCCCUGUUUUGUGUGUAUCAUGAGAAAGAUUCUAUCUGUGUCUCUACUUGACACACAGGUUUCGGCAACCUCCUGGAUGCAGGCAUCUCCCAACGUACUGCACUAUACCCAAAUGAUGGCCCGUUUUGAAGAAGAGGUGCGUAAGCAACGUCUGGACGAGGUCUUUCAAAAGCAGUUUCCUGAGCACAGCAGCCUCAUGUCGGAGAGCCGAACAGAGCAGGAGAUGCGUAAUCUGGAUAGGGGCAUAAUUCGGGCUCUCAGUCUCACCACCAACGCUAACGAAAACGAGGUUUGUCUUCUCUCUCUGAGAGAAAUGUAUUUACCUACCUCAUAG
Messenger RNA from Dibothriocephalus latus, 891 nucleotides. The record is from the annotation of a GenBank genome assembly. NCBI's taxonomy places the organism in Eukaryota, Metazoa, Platyhelminthes, Cestoda, Diphyllobothriidea, Diphyllobothriidae.